Molecule: messenger RNA, 2958 nt
Organism: Pelagomonas calceolata
Lineage: Eukaryota; Pelagophyceae; Pelagomonadales; Pelagomonadaceae
Source: the annotation of a GenBank genome assembly
CGAUACGCUAGUCUCGGCGCCGAAGUUUGUCACUCGUACGCGCCAUCUGCGCACGCUGGUGGGAAUCCUUGCCGUCCACAGCCGCACGACUCGCCCCACAGCCACAUAAGCUAACAAACCGCUGCCGAAAGCACGGCGCACGGCCAAAGAGCCACAAGGCGCAGCUCGACACUCGCUGGACUCAUACGCGGCGCACGCGUGCCCCUUUUGAAUCUACGCCGCACGUAGCUUUUCGCUGGGCAUAUUCUCGCUGCAGGCGGUUCGUUUGGCCAGCACCCCAAGCACCGUACUCAUUUACAAGAAACGCGAUGGCGGCCCUCGACGCCGCGAAGCGCGCCGACCAAUUGAAAGACGACGCGAACCGCUCGCUGCACGAGGACCGCCCGCAGGAGGCCUUGUCGUUGUACACGAAAGCCAUUGGGAUCCAACCGUCCGCGGUGCUCUACGCGAAUCGAGCGGCCGCGCAGAUGCGCAUAGGCCGCCUACAAAAAGCCAUUGAUGACGCCAAUGAAGCUUUACAGUUAGAUAAGACCUACGCCAAGGCCUACUACCGCAAAGCCAGAGCUCUUUGUGAUGACAAGCAGUACGAUGCUGCGGAUAGAUGUCUAGACGAAGCCUUUCAGAACCUGCCACCGAAUGAUGAUUACCGACGGGAAAAGGAACGAGAAGCGCUCGAAAAAUUGCGAGAUCUCGUAGAACAGAAGCGGGACGAGGCGCGCGGCGCGCCGACGGCGAAACAUUUCGAGUUUUUGGGCGAACUCGGCACGGGCAACUACUCCUCCGUCUACGAGGUCGCGCGGAAGAGCGACGCCCAACGAUUCGCCCUCAAGCUCGUCGAGAAGGCCCAGGUCGAUAAAAUAAAAAGGAGGCAUCCCAACGUGCAUAAUGAAGUGAAGAUGGAGAAGGUGCGCACGCGGCGUCCUCGCGGCGGUUUUACGCCGUCGACGCGACUCGUCUCCGGGAGAGCGGGUCGGGGCUGUUUUUAUUUUUGAUUUUGAGGCCGUUCGAACAGCGCCUCGCGGCGAUGGCGUCAUCACGAGACCCCCCGCGCAGGCCGCCCUCAAGCGACUGAGUGACGACCCGCACCCGAACAUCAUCCUGCUCCACGCGACCUUCCAGGACUACGCGACGCUAUACUUCUUACUAGAAUUAUGUCCCGGCGGCGAGAUGUGGUCGCGCACUUUGAACGCGGACGGGUCGAAGGCCGGCAUACCAGCCCCCUACUCGUUAGCGCGGUGCUGGGUCGCCGAGUUAAUAGAUGCCGUCGAGCACUGCCACGCGCACAAUUUAGUACAUAGAGAUCUAAAACCGGAAAAUAUGAUGCUCGACGCGCGCGGCCACGUCAAGCUCAUCGACUUCGGGACCUCGAAGGACCUCGAAGAUUCUAGGUUGAACGGGCCCGAAUUUGUGGGGACUCCAGAAUACAUGUCGCCCGAGGCCGUCGAUUCCCUGAAUGCGGGGAUUGAGAGCGACCUGUGGAGCAUUGGGGUCGUCGCGCAUGUGUUCUUGACCGGUCAUAGUCCGUUCCGAGCUCAAUCACCUUACUUUUCAUUUUUGAAAAUACGACGGGGCAACGCGGCCGACCGCUUCCCGGCUUGUUUGCGGCUGUCGCCCGCUUUGGGAUUCGUGGAUGCGUUGUUGAGGAAGGAGCCUGCUCAGAGAUUAGGCGCCGGGUCGCGGGGCGACCUAUCGUUGUUGAGAGACACGGAGUUCCUGCGCGACGAGUAUUCAAAUUGUGAAAGAAGGUGCGACCGGCCGGCGUCGAGAAUAGCUACGUUGAAGGAACUUGCACUGCGAGCGCUCGGUGACGCUUUGGCGAUGCGCAAGGCCGACGCUAUUCCAGAGAAGAGACUCGCGCCUUCAGCCAAGAACCUGUCACCGUUGGAGCGAGCCACGCUGAAGCGUUAUGUGGAGAGGUUGGGCGCCUUACAAAAGCCCCACGUCCACAAGUUAUUUUUCGACAGUCCCGUGGACGCGCGGGCUUUGCGGAGUGACGUUGAUACGUUGUCGUACUUAGGAUGCGACUUUUCGACAGAAGGCCAGUACGAGCAGCCGGCGGCCUUCUGUCUCAUGGGGGGUCCUCGGAUCGGCUACACGGACAAGGACCAGGAAUUGGCACAGUUAUCCCGAGCGACGCGGGCCAUUAACAGAUUACGGCCGCCAUUGGUCUUUGUGGUGGGGACCUUCGCGACGUCGUCAGAAAACUUGGUACUCUUCCGCAAGGCCAUGGCGCGCAUCUCGGAGGCGAUCCCCGUGGCCUACGUCUGUUCUCUGAGUGACGCGCCGACACCGGCAGCCCUGGACGCGUGGGAGGCGCAGUUCGGCGCGUCCUUUUAUUGUCUGUGGCGCAAGGGGGCCAGAUUCGUUAUUCUAAACGCGGCAUUGAUGACCAAUGAAGCUUUCGCCGACGACCCUCGACGCGCGAAGCAACAGCGUUUUCUGGACGAGGAGCUCGAGGUCGGAAAAGUAGGGCAACAUGCGAACUUCGUGGUCAUGCACGCGCCGCCCUUCCGCGGCAAGGGCUGUGAGGGUGUCGAACUCGAGUGGGCGCGGAAGUUCGUGCAGAGGCGCGUCGACGCGGUUCUAUGUGGCGACGCGGAGGAGCCCGAGACGCGCGCUAGAAUAACAUCUUCAGACGUCAAGGACACCACAAAACCGAAGAAGAAGCGGCCGCUGGUCUGCCCGAAGGGCGAUUUGAGCGAUAGCUCGUCCUACGAGGACGACUCCGACAGGGACGAGAAAAUCACAAAAAUAGUGAACACACCACCAGUCUCGGGCGGCUUCGGCGACGACGAGCCCGUGCCGCCGGGCCUCGUCUUCGUGACGGCCUUCGAGGCCCACUGCGACGCGCGGUUCCACGAGUUGGAGGACCUGCCGUCGAUCUCGAACAUCGCCGAGCGGCCGCCGCCGUUCAAGUGGAUGGACUAGCGUUUUUUGUAUAACUUUAACUACUAUGGG